AGCAGCUUCUCAUACCGCGAUGCCGCCUUGUGAAAAGGCGUGCAGCGAUCAUUUAGCAACAUCACUACUCUGAAAUGACUCUCUCACAUUAAGAUCCUGUGUUACCGCCUCGAAUGUUUUCGAGCCAACACAAUGCCACCGCAAUCAGCAACAUCCAACACCACCCGGCGCAAACGCGUCUUCUCCUCCGUUCUCCCUCCCGCCUCGCUCGACGACUUUCCCACAGCGGCGAAAUCCUCUGCACUGGGUCCGAAUCCUCCACUUUUCCUCCGAUCCUUCCAAGCAAGCCACAAUUCCGACUCCCAGCACACGGAGAACCCUACCUUUCGCACCUCCACCACCUCCCAGCAGACCGAGACCGCGACCUCCGACGAUGAGGACGAUGAGGACGCCUGGCCCGACCAGGCGACCUGGGACGGCGCCUGGCGGGUUGCGACGAAGUUCUUAGCCGUGCCGGACCGGGGCUUCGAAGCACUACUCCGCUACGAGCAGAUGGAUCCAGCGCAGUUCAUGAGGCUGUGGAACCGAGAUCGCGCGGCGGAUGCGGAGGUCCUAGAUGCGUUCGCGCGCUUGCUAGAGCCGUUUCUCGGCGAGAAGAGGCUAGGGAAGCGGAGGGACGCGCUGCAGAAAAGUAUCUUGGAUUGGUAUGGCUUUGAGAUUCGGAGACACUUUUUACGGAAUGUCAGAAGCGGGCUGGUCGAGGCGCUCAAACACUCCGAAUCGGAUGGUCUCUUGCAGAGGCUUGUGGUGUGCUUGCAAUUGAUCCGAAGGAUCUACUUCGAGCCGCUGCUGGGUAUCCUUGACGCACUGUAUCGUGGUGCGCAUGAGAAGGCCUACGGGAAAUUACGCCGCUCGUUUCAUAUGAUGGUGGCUUAUGCACUGCCGUGGUCGCAGGCGUCUGCGUUACUGAGUCGCGAGGUCAUGAAGGAGGCGAUGGUCAUUCUGGGCAUCGAUGAGCUGCGAGAGAGAGCUGCGGCCGAGGGCCCUGAUGAUGUGGACGAUAUGGAUGUUGAUCGACAGUGCUCUGUCUCAUACCAGGAUUGGCGCGAUGAGCCGUCUCCCUCUGCGAGGACGCAGAUGUUAAGUGAACCGGACUCCCGUGUCGGUGCUGCGCGAGAGCGGCUGCUUAUGCUCUUCGAAGGGCUACAGCUCGUGGGGAUGGGGGGCGACAAGGCACAGAAAGUUUUCGCGAGCGUAAUGGAUAGCUUGAUGAGCGAGUUUGUUCGCGCCGCAUACACGGGUCAGUGGGAGGGACCGUCACUUGCGUCGCAGCAUCUACGGCAGUGGAUUGAGAACGUCUUUGCACAGUUGGUCGUCCAGGUCUUGUCAAUCAUCAAUGUGCCCGAAACCGGCGACAAGGAGCCCGGCAACCUGGAUGUGACUCUGGGCGACGUCGAAAAGUGGCAGGAGAUCGGCAUUGCCCGUCUGGGAGCCCUGCGGACCAGCGAGCUCUUCGAUGUGAUUGUGGAGUGGCCUGCGAGCAGCGGUGCGAUUGAGGAUCUGCGGCAAUUUACAACUUAUCCUGCCGCGCGUUAUCAUUUGACACAAGCUUUUAUCGCAGCCCUGAAUCAGCGACUGCUGCACCCCGGAGCAUCCACCAUUGAGAUCCUCCAAGUAUACAUCUCGAUCAUCCGAGCCUUUAAUUUGCUUGACCCGAAGGGCGUUCUCCUCGACCGAAUCGCCCGUCCUAUCCGUCGAUACCUCCGGGACCGGGACGAUACCAUCAAAGUCAUUGUUGGGGGACUCCUGGCCGAUCCCGCCGACGCCGAUGGCCAAACCGUCUCUGCUCACCAUCCCGACACGCUGGUGGAGCUAUCCGCCGAGCUCACGAAGGCGCACCAGAACUCCCUGCGGACCGAUAGUGGCGAGCUAGACUGGGAUGAUAUGAAUUGGAUGCCGGACCCGGUGGAUGCGGCGCCGGAUUACCGAAAAUCCAAGACGUCGGACGUGAUUGGCAGCCUGAUCAGCCUGUUUGACUCGAAGGAGAUGUUUGUGAAAGAAAUGCAAAACAUGCUCGGCGAGCGGUUACUGCAGAAGCGCCCGGACUUCGACCAAGAGAUGUCCGUGCUAGAACUACUUAAAGUGCGGUUCGGCGACAACGCGCUGCAAGCCUGCGAGGUCAUGCUCCGCGAUAUCUUCGAUUCACGUCGCGUGGACAGCGUCAUUCGCAACGACCAAGGCUUAGCGAAGAGCCAGCAGCCGCCCUCGACCACCCCGGACACUCCGGACCUCCACGCCAAGAUCCUUUCGCAUUUCUUCUGGCCCGACCUUCCCACCCCGGCCUUCCGUGUCCCCGAACCCAUCGCAUCCCUGCAACAGCGCUACGCACAGGGCUUCGGCUCGCUCAAACAAUCCCGCAAACUGACCUGGCUCAACGGCCUCGGCCAGGUCACGGUGGAACUUGAACUCGAGGACCGCUAUUUCCGCGACGAGGUCACCACGUGGCAGGCUACCGUCAUCUACGCGUUUGAUUCCUCCUCCUCCUCGACCGCCCCCGCCACCAAAACCAUCACGGAACUCGCCGAGCAACUGCAGAUGCCCCACACACUGGUUCGCUCGGCGUGUCUGUUCUGGGUCAGCCAGCGCAUUCUCCACGAGCAUCCCCGCGAGACAUUCCGGGUCCUUGAAGUCCUUCCUACCUCCUCCACCAACCCCGACGACCCGUCCCGCCUCGGCACUACUGCCCAUUCCACAGCUACCUCCCCGAAGACAACCACCUCCACCACCACUCCGACGACCCCGACGACCAACCCCCGCCAUCAACCUCGCGCCGAUACCUCGCCCGUGUUCGAGGACGCGGCCGAAGCCGCCGCCGCCGCCGCCGCCGCUGCCGCCAAGGAAUCCGCCGAGGCGGCGGCGAUGGAGAAGAUGAACUUGUAUUGGCAGUUCAUCGUGGGGAUGCUGACGAACCAGGGCGCCAUGCCGCUGCAGCGGAUCGUGAUGAUGUUGAAGAUCGCGGUGCCCGGGGGGUUUCCGUACAGUAACGAGGAGCUUCGGGAGUUUUUGGCGGGGAUGGUGGCCAAGGGGAAGUUGGAGAUUGUGAGUGGGGGCAAUUACAAGAUUCGAGGUUAGGCUGCAGCAGGAGGCUGUUGGGUGCGAGCUGCGAACUCGAGAGCGUGAUUCGAUUCCUAUACCUAGUUACACCUCCCUCGACGUCCUGAGAGUGAGACUACGACUUAUGACCACAAACCUAAUACAUCACAUAUACACUACCACAACCCUAACCACUAAUCAAAUGCCUGCAAAUGA
Aspergillus saccharolyticus JOP 1030-1 is the source of this 3249-nucleotide messenger RNA. Its product is annotated as anaphase promoting complex subunit 2. Gene Ontology annotation, biological process: ubiquitin-dependent protein catabolic process. The record is from RefSeq and is a predicted model, not a curated record. Lineage: Eukaryota; Fungi; Ascomycota; Eurotiomycetes; Eurotiales; Aspergillaceae. The transcript has 2 exons. Gene Ontology annotation, cellular component: anaphase-promoting complex. Bases 133 to 3072 code for a protein of 979 amino acids. Gene Ontology annotation, molecular function: ubiquitin protein ligase binding.